GCCUGUUUAAUAAAAUAGAGGAAUAAGAGAAUAUUCCUCCGUAGAUGCUCCGACUCUCUCCUAUAAAAGGAGGGCUCCCCCUCAAUGUUAAAGGAGGCCUCUUUCCUCUCUCCCCUGCCCACAUUUCUUUCUCUCUCUAGAGAACUUGUAAUUUAUUUCUCAUGCAAGCCUUCAAGCUUGCAUUAAUGGCUUCCAAGCCAAAUUCAUGUAUCGUGUACAACCCCCAAUAUAAAUAAAAAUCCCCCGUUGGCAAGGUACUGCCAAAAAAGGCCCGUGGUUUUCUCUCAAUUUGGGUUUCCACGGGUACCUAGCAGCAAUUUUUUGUAAUAAAAACAUGUGCCUCUCCUAUCCAAAAUUCCAAAUGUGUGGUGGAUGUAAGGGGCUAAAUUACCUUAUCCAAAUCUCUAAUCUCCGCUUCUUCUCCGGCCAUCUUUCUUCAGAAUUAGCAGCUCCGAUCUCAUUCUCAAAAAGAAAUCCCUGCAAAAGCACAUGGCCACUUCAUCACUUUCACCCAUCACUCAUUCUCGGAUAUGGUCGACCCAGAACCGCGCUUUAUCUGCCUCCCAAGCAGUGACGGCGAGAUCCGGCAAGUUCGGCGGCCGGAGGAAGAAGGGGUUGAGAGUCACGGCCAUGGCCACCAGUAUUCCGGCGAGCGAUAGAGUGCCGGAUAUGGGUAAGAGGAAAUUCAUGAACUUGCUUCUUUUAGGUGCCGUUUCCCUCCCUACUGCUGCGAUGGUUGUACCUUAUGCUCUCUUCUUUGUACCUCCCAGGUCAGGAGGCGGAGGCGGUGGCACCCUUGCAAAGGAUGCUGCUGGGAAUGACGUUGUUGCUUCUGUGUGGCUAAAGAACCAUGGGCCUGGGAAUCGAACCCUCACUCAAGGGUUGAAGGGAGACCCGACUUACCUUGUCGUGGAGGACGACGGGAGUUUAGCAACAUAUGGCAUCAAUGCAGUGUGCACACACCUUGGCUGUGUGGUGCCAUGGAAUGCAGCUGAGAACAAAUUCAUGUGUCCCUGCCAUGGCUCUCAAUACAACAACCAAGGGAAAGUCGUUAGAGGACCCGCUCCUUUGUCGUUGGCCUUGGCUCAUGCAAACAUCGAUGCUGAUGAUAAGGUUGUGUUUGUUCCCUGGGUUGACACUGAUUUCAGGACGGGCGAAGCCCCGUGGUGGGGGGCAUAAACGUCUUUUCUCCCAACAAAUUGCUCUCUUGUAGUAAUUGUCAUUGCUCUUUGGAGCAAGCCAUCUUCAAAGUUAAUGCCACACUUGUACUAUUUAUAGUAGUAUAUAUAGUAUGAUGAUCAAUGUGCUAUUGUAUAAUUCUUUAUGAGCAAGGUUUUAAAAAAGGGCAUGGCUUUUG
Molecule: messenger RNA, 1357 nt
Organism: Cuscuta campestris
Lineage: Eukaryota; Viridiplantae; Streptophyta; Magnoliopsida; Solanales; Convolvulaceae
Source: the annotation of a GenBank genome assembly